GCUUAAUAUCAAAUGUUUGAAGGGAAGCAAUUUUUUCUUUGUCUUGGUACGGUGGUAAGAAAUUCAAAAGAUCACUUCGUUGUCAAACAAAUCCGCGCUAGUGACAAAUACGAGAGACUACAAUUAGGCAACAAUCAGUCCGACAACUGCAUAAAAGCGAAUAUAAUCGUACAAUAUCGAAAUUUCCGGGUCAAUCAAUUAAUAUUUAUCUUCGCCAAUUCAGAAUAAAAUUUGAAUUCUCCUUCAAAAUGACAGCCGCUACACUCGCCAAAUCAGCCUGGAAAGUCAUCCCCAUGUUUGACUCCCGGUCAAUUUCCGACACAGUUGACUUUUACAUCAAAACAUUGGGCUUCGAACUAGGCAGUGUCAAAUCCAAAAACCAGGACACCGAUGAUCUUGCAUCAGUUACAGAAGAAGAGAAGAGGCAGUGGUUUUUCUGCUCAGUCUUUAUCGGGGAAAAAGCAGACGCCAAUUUCUAUUUCUCCAAAGUGGCGGCCAACGAGUUCAAAGCAUCUCAGGCGAUGAUUGCGCUGGGAACAUCGGAGUUGGAUGAAUAUUACAAAUACAUAAAGAAUCUCGGGAGUGGUGUGGUGGAAAUUGCGGAGGAUAUUGAAGAUACUCCGUGGGGGUUUCGGCAGUUUACUGUUAAGGAUAAUGAUGGGAAUCAGUUGACGUUUUUCAAGUUUUUGGAGGGAGGAAAUCCUGGUGAAGAGUGAGGACGGCAAUAUUCUUUGUUUAGGACACUGCUGGAAAGAUUACUUCAUGCUGAAAUAUUUGGGAAUGCGUCUUGAAAUUGCAACAUAACAUAUGCGAGCUACUCAUGUCGUACAAACAGGAGAAAAUUGACAUUAUGGGUUUGCACAAUCCUGUGAUCUAGCCAGAGUAUGACAAUAUAUUCAUGAUAUUUCUGACUUCCAUUCAUAUCUGGAAGUCCUUAUGGACGAGUCUGGAUGUGAUGAUUGGGCGAGAAUUAAAUGGACAAGUUGGUCUUCAUUUCAAUGUUGGUGUGACU
Molecule: messenger RNA, 1012 nt
Organism: Talaromyces proteolyticus
Lineage: Eukaryota; Fungi; Ascomycota; Eurotiomycetes; Eurotiales; Trichocomaceae
Product: glyoxalase family protein
Exons: 1
Coding region: 249-716 (155 amino acids)
Source: RefSeq, a predicted model, not a curated record